AUGGGAAACCUCCUGUCCGCCAUGUUUUCCGCCACGGACGUGCAGCAGGAGUGGAACAGGGGAGAGCUGUGGGCGUUCGUCUACAGGAUCAUGUUCAGUGCAUCCUUCAGGACGCUGUUCGGGAGACACAAGGAAAACAAAGACGAGACCGCCCGACUGGUUCACUCCAUGGAAGAGUUUCAGAAAUACGACAAGCGCUUCCCAGAAAUCAUUUCGAACGUGCCGUGGUGGCUCAUGGGACAAACCAGGAAGCGAUACGAAUAUCUGAAGUCCAUGGUAUCUCCGGCUGAGCUGAGCCAGCGGGGCUUGUCCGACUUUAUGCGGAUGCGACAGGAGAUUUACACAGACGGAGAGCUGUCUGCUGACGAGAAGGCGGCCUUCAACUUCGCAACCAUGUGGGCUUCGCUGAGUAACACGUUACCCGCCGCCUUCUGGACCCUGUACCACCUGCUGAAGGAUCCGGUUGCCAUGGCCGCCGUCAGGGCAGAGGUGGAUCAGCUUCUGAAGGAGACCGGUCAGACCUUAGAGAACGUGAAGGAGGGAGGCGAGAUGAUCCACGUGACGAGGCAGCAGUUGAACGACAUGAAAUGCCUCGGUAGCGCUAUCAACGAGGCAUUGCGCAUGUGCAGUGCCUCGAUCAUAAUCCGCGUGGCCACCGAAGAUGCCGAGCUGGCCCUGGAGUCCGGCAGUACCUUCCGCAUCCGCAAGGGGGACAGGGUGGGUCUAUAUCCGGGCUUUCUGCAUAUGGAUCCCGAAGUCUACGAUCAUCCUGAGACCUUCAAGUACGACCGUUUCUUGGAAAACGGCCAGGAGAAGACCGCGUUCUACAAGAACGGCCGGAAGUUACGUCACUACCUGCUUCCGUUUGGCCAUGGCGUCAGCAUGUGUCCCGGAAGGUUCUUCGCGCUGAACGAGAUCAAACAGCUCGUCACCAUCGUGGUCUGCUACUUCGACAUGGAAUUAAUUGACAUGGAGACCCCUCCCAUGGACCAGUCACGGGCCGGGCUGGGCACUUUAGCGCCUCUCAACGAUUGUCUGUUUCGCUAUAGGUUUAAACAGGGCUGUCUGUGAGUGUAUGUAUCACCCUUGGACACUCUAUGGCUUUCUGAAUAAAACGUUAU
Branchiostoma belcheri (Belcher's lancelet) is the source of this 1121-nucleotide messenger RNA. Its product is annotated as cholesterol 7-alpha-monooxygenase-like. The transcript has 7 exons. Gene Ontology annotation, biological process: bile acid biosynthetic process; cholesterol homeostasis. The record is from RefSeq and is a predicted model, not a curated record. Gene Ontology annotation, molecular function: heme binding; iron ion binding; steroid hydroxylase activity. Lineage: Eukaryota; Metazoa; Chordata; Leptocardii; Amphioxiformes; Branchiostomatidae. Bases 1 to 1071 code for a protein of 356 amino acids.